Paracoccidioides brasiliensis Pb18 is the source of this 1629-nucleotide messenger RNA. RefSeq lists its product as uncharacterized. The transcript is spliced from 5 exons. The record is from RefSeq and is a predicted model, not a curated record. Gene Ontology annotation, cellular component: endoplasmic reticulum membrane. Bases 1 to 1629 code for a protein of 542 amino acids. Gene Ontology annotation, molecular function: Delta24(24-1) sterol reductase activity. Gene Ontology annotation, biological process: ergosterol biosynthetic process.
AUGACCCUCACCCGUUCGCAGACUGGGAAGACCCCCAAGAAAAUCCAGCGUGAGGGUUAUGUCGAGACUCCUGGCCGCCGUGUCACAAGGAGCCGUUCGUCCAUGACUCCUGACGAAACCUCGGACACCCCCGACUCUGCGUCUUCGAGUCAGAUCCUGGAGAACCCAGCGAUGUCCAAGGCGCCUAGGACCCGAAGACGUGUCAGCGAGAAGAAGAAGCAGAAUGGCGACACCUCUGUCGACAGCCAUGCCAAUGGCAAUAGCGUCGCAACUGCGACAGCUGCUCCCAAAAGUUACAAAAUCGAUGACUCGGGCCACUUCGAGUUCGGGGGCUCCCUUGGCUGUCUGAUUAUGAUGAUUGGCUUUCCGCUGCUGAUGUACUAUAUGUGGAUUGGCGCGACGUACUAUGAUGGGCAGCUGCCAUUGCCCGAGGAAGGGCAAAGUGCGAAGGAUUUCUCAAUCCACUUGUUUAAUCUGACGCGGGAGGGUGCGUUCCCCACGGUCAAAGCGUGGAUUACAUACUGGUCAUUCUUCAUCUUUGAGGGGCUUUGCUAUGUAUUUCUGCCUGGUAUCUACGUUAAGGGCCGUAAGCUGGAGCAUCUUGGUGGUAAGCAGUUAUCCUACUAUUGCUCUGCAUAUGCCUCAUUUUACGCUACAAUUGUCGUUGCUCUUGCCUUUCAUGUUAGCGGUGUGUACAAGUUAUAUACUAUCAUUGAUGAAUUCGGACCCUUGAUGAGUGUCGCCAUCUUGACCGGCUUCAUCAUCUCGAUCAUCGCUUACGUCUCUGCGCGGAUGCGUGGUGCUGAGCAUCGCAUGAGCUGCUACCCCAUCUAUGACUUCUUCAUGGGCGCUGAGCUCAAUCCUAGAUUGUUCGGGAUCCUGGAUUUCAAGAUGUUUUUCGAGGUCCGGCUGCCCUGGUAUAUUCUCUUCCUGGUCUCUUUGGGCGCUGCGGCAAGGCAGUGGGAGACUUAUGGUUAUGUCUCUGGUGAGGUUGCGUUUUUGCUGAUGGCGCAUUAUCUGUAUGCCAAUGCAUGCUCGAAGGGCGAAGAGUGCAUCAUUGCCACAUGGGAUAUGUAUUACGAAAAAUGGGGUUUCAUGCUUAUCUUCUGGAACCUUGCGGGCGUUCCUCUGAGUUACUGCCAUUGCACCAUCUAUCUUGCCAACAACCAUCCGGAUACCUACAGAUGGAACCGAUACGCACUUGCAGCGCUGUAUAUCGUUUACCUGUUCGUCUACUGGAUAUGGGAUACCACAAAUAGCCAGAAGAAUCGAUUCCGUCAACAGCGAGAGGGAUGCAUGAUCCUGCGAAACACCUUCCCCCAACUCCCCUGGCAAACCCUCAAAAAUCCCCGCACCAUCACGUCCAAAGAGGGCUACACGAUAUUGGUUGAUGGAUGGUAUGGCUAUGCACGAAAGAUCCACUAUACGUGUGAUAUGUUCUUCGCCCUGGCCUGGGGUUUGGUGACCGGCUUUAACAGCCCGUUCCCUUGGUUCUAUCCCGUCUUCUUCGCUUGCAUGAUCUUCCAUCGCUCACUCAGAGAUAUUCAGCGCUGCAGGGCGAAGUAUGGAGAGGCCUGGACGCAGUAUGAGAAGGAGGUGCCUUAUUUGUUUAUUCCUUAUGUUAUAUAA